UAAAUACUAAUUAUUUUAAUUAUUGUGAUUAUCCACCUGAGAGAUCAUAAGGUAAACCGGAAAACCAACGCAAAUGAUAAUGCAAAGCAUUCUGAACAUCCAUUUCGCAAUGAUUUGAGAAGUUUUCCAAUGUUGAGUAGUGCGAUUUUGUUUUGCCUUUGUCUGGUGAGCUUGUUUUUUUGUCGCAAAUAAAGCAAAGCGGAAGAUAGACGGGGAUAAAUCCCCCGCAUUAUGUAAUUCUGCAAUGUCGUGUGUGUGUGGGGGCAACGUGUGUCUGCAACUGUGUGAGAAUUCCCAACAUUUUAUGCUGUAACCGGUUUAAGAGACAACUGCGGAGAUUGGUAUAUACUUGCAUCCGUUCCUUUGCAUGUGUGUGUGUGUUGUUAUAAUUUGCUAACUGGGGUAGAAUUUGUCGCAAAGUAUCCCCUCCUCGCCGUGCAUUCGCACCGGAGGUCGCAUAUAUUUCUCUGCACGAUUGCAACAACGAAAUAGCGUGCACGCAUUUUGCACAAUGCGGACCAACAGCAGCGUACGUGACCUGCCAGCCUUGCAUUGCAAUUGCGUGCAACUAGAAAGGCACCGGGUUUUAAGUGCAAGCAUGUUUUUAUUUUGUCGUUUUAUGCUGCAAAGCAGAGGCUAUUAGCGAGUCAAGAGGUCGGGUUGGAGAAAGUUUGGUCAAUAUUUUGCCUUGUGCAAAAAAAAAAAAAAAAAAAAAAAAUCCGUCGCAUCUCUGCUUGCGACGCCGCAAAAUCUCGUCUCUUCGGACGCAGCGAAAGUGCGCCGGCCCUCCGGAGUGCAAAUGCAACUUAAAAGAGUCGCCAUCUUAAGCCCCGGUGUUGCAAGGUGAGGGUUCUGCAUGAAGACAACACAAUUAGAAAGCGCUAGAGUUGCGCACAAUCGGCGCCCGGCUGCUCGGAAUGGCGCAAGAGGAAGCCUUCCGUCGCCGCAAGCUGAACUUCAACGAGGAGGAGACAGAAAUCCUCAUCCGUGAAGUGACACUGAACCAGGGGCAGCUCUUUGGCAGAGGAGACAUCAAGAUCCCACCAGGGGCCAAAAAUACAAUCUGGCAUUCAAUUCUGGCCAAGGUCAAUGCCGUGUCUAAGUGCACCAGGGAUAUAGGUGACAUUAAGAAGAGGUGGUACGACAUGUGCCACCGAACCAAGGACAAAGUGAUCAGACUGGCACGAGAGGCCAUGCAGAGUGAGAGUGUGGGCGAACCCCUGCAGCAGGAGCCCAGUGUGGCCAGCUACGAUGAUGCCGGCUGGCUGAGUACCAGCAAUGAUAGCGAGCCCAGCACCAGUGGUGCCAGCUGGGAUGGCAGCACCAGCCGAGCCGGCAACAAGCCAGCCGCGGGCAACCGGCGGGGGCAGCCCGGCAAGGAGACUUGGCAAGCCAAGCGAGUACCAGUGCAGUCGUUGCCAGACCAAGCGGUGCAGUGGCCACCGGUCCUGCUCUUCACAGUGGGCCAGAAUGCUUCAGAGGAGAGCAAACUGGAGUCUCAAGGGUAUCAAGCCAAUGUAGACUUUCAUGAGACGAUUGUUGAAGUUAAACGGGAAGACCUUGGAUCAGACAUUGAUGUGGAUUAUUCUUCACCAGAACAUGGAUCUCCGCCCAUCUCGCGAGAAGAAAGUCCGCUGCUGCUGCAAAGAAAGAGGUCACAUAAGCAGAUUUCCAAAGAAGAGUUGUUAGGUAUCCAGGAACAACACAAUAUAUUACUGGGGAUUGGCAAUGAUGAGUUGCAUGGUAUCAGGCAGGAACUAAGAGAGCUGCGAGGUGAUAUUCAAGCCUUGGCCACGACGAUAAGGCAGCCCCUGAAUCGUCUAGCAGAGUGUUUGCAGACUCUGCUUCCACUGUUGCAGCACCCUCCCGCAUCUCAAACGUCGGAGACGACUGACUCUUUCACACAGCACGACGACAAAGACACCUCUGAAUCGAACGAGUUAAAAUCUCACGGCCGUAGGACUGGGCGAAAAAGAGCAAAGCUGAAUGUGUAACAAAAACAGGACAGGCUGGAAACACACGGCAGUUCAGACAACAAUUGUGGAAAGGGGAUUCGUGUUUUGGCUUUGGGACCCAUUCAUUGGAACUGGGAAAACGAGGAGAACAAUUUAUUUUCUAAUGGAAGCUUCUCUUUCAGGAAUACCAAUCUCAACGAUUGUGUUCAGUUCUGGGCACCAUGUUACAGGAAAGAUGUUGUCAAGUUGGAAAGGUUACAGAGAAGAUUUACAAGGAUGUUGCCAGGUCCAGAGGGUCUGAGCUAUAGGGAGAGGUUGAGCAGGCUGGGACCAUUCCUUGGAGCGCAGGAUGAGUGGUGAUCUUAUAGAGGUGAAUAAGAUCGUGAGAGGAAUAGAUCGGGUAGAUGCACAGUCUCUUGCCCAGAAUAGGGGAAUCGAGAACCAGAGGACAUAGGUUUAGGUUGAAGGGAGAAAGAUUUAAUAGGAACCUGAGGGAUAACCAUUUCACACAAAGGGUGGUGGGUGUAUGGAAUGAGUUGCCAGAGGAGGUAGUUGAGGCAGGGACUCUUGCAAUAUUUAAGAAACAAUUAAAUACAUGGAUAGGACAGGUUUAGAGGGAUAUGGGCCAAAUGUAGGCAGGUGGGACUAGUGUACAGUAGAUGGGACAUGUUGGUCGGUGUGGGCAUGUUGGCCUGUUUCCAUGCUGUAUGAGAUGACGCUGUUCUCCUUUACUCUCCAGCCAGACAGAUACUCAGACCUGAAACUUACACUUUCUUUAUCCACAGAUGCUGCCUGACCUGCUGAGUGUUUCCUGCAUUUUCAGUUUUUAUUUCAGAUGUCCAGCAUCUGCAGUGUUUGAUUUUCAUUUUCAUUUGAAUGUAUAAAGUUGGGUAAGAUUGAUGGAUUUUUUUGCUAAAUCAAUUUUCAUCUUCGACUGGCUUUACUUGAUUGCAAAACCAUUUUUAGCAAUCCAUGAAAAUAAAUGUAAAACUGCUUUCAGCUUGGCUCAGUUUAUGCAACACUAUCACCAGGAUUUUAUAAAUGUGUAGUUUAAGAUUGUGGAUUUUUGAAACUACACUUGAACUGUAAAACACGACAUUACAGCUCAUUGCCACUAAUUUAUCUGCACUUGGUGUACAUGAAGUAUUUUGAACGGAUGAUUUAGAUGCUUGAUCAGAUAUUUUUGUAGUGUGAACAAAUGGAUUAAGUUCACCACAAAAGAAGGAUAUUGAUAUAGAAGCAUUUUUGAUAAUGUGUAUUUUCCUAUGUUGGUGCUAAUAUACAAAAUAUGACAAGACAGAAUAAAAUGCUAUUGAUUCCGAGCAAACUUUAAGACUGUUUUAUGAAGAUAGUUCAUCCAAAACCUUCAUAGUGGAAGAAAUAGCUGUGUGAAUGUUUCUCAAAUGAGUAACUUGAAACUGAGAGAGAGAGAGAGAAGGAAUAUAUUAAAAUACAUAUCCCU
Molecule: messenger RNA, 3417 nt
Organism: Leucoraja erinaceus (little skate)
Lineage: Eukaryota; Metazoa; Chordata; Chondrichthyes; Rajiformes; Rajidae
Product: myb-related transcription factor, partner of profilin-like
Exons: 2
Coding region: 918-1994 (358 amino acids)
Cellular component (GO): nucleus
Source: RefSeq, a predicted model, not a curated record